Salvelinus namaycush (lake trout) is the source of this 4179-nucleotide messenger RNA. Its product is annotated as NACHT, LRR and PYD domains-containing protein 3-like. Lineage: Eukaryota; Metazoa; Chordata; Actinopteri; Salmoniformes; Salmonidae. Bases 239 to 3898 code for a protein of 1219 amino acids. Gene Ontology annotation, molecular function: protein binding. The transcript has 13 exons. The record is from RefSeq and is a predicted model, not a curated record.
GGUUGCGCGUCAGCCAGGCUCUUAGAUGCACCUAUCGCCAUUUUCCCCCCACACCUGUUAUGAGUUAUUUUAGCCAACGACGUUUGAUACGUUAGUCGAGAAGUUGAGCUUUGAGUUAAAACAUGUUUUGCUUACAACACAGUCAGAAAGACAAGCUUUAUUGGCAGAAUUAAUUGAUGGCAGGCUAAUUGGCUACUUUCCUGGAGCUGAGCAGGGAAAUCACCAAAUCUGAAGGCAGAUGAGGAGCAUGGAAUCCAAAUUGAAUCGUUUGAGUUCAAGGAAGUUAAAACGAUUUAAACGCCGUCUGAGGAAGAAGUAUGACAUCAGUGUGAGGAGGAUGGAAGUGAAAGCCAUUGUGUCAGUUAUGACAGACACAUAUAGAGGAGGUGCUCGUGACGUUGUGUCCUCAAUUCUAAAAUACGUCAACGGUCGGAGUAAACGGAGACGUAGACGGCAGGACAAUGAGAACGAUGGGAAUCUGACCUCAACUGCCAUUAACGAGGAGGUGGAUGACCAACAGAUGAGGAUCAUGGAAUCCAAAUUGAAUCGUUUGAGUUCAAGGAAGUUAAAACGAUUUAAACGCCGUCUGAGGAAGAAGUAUGACAUCAGUGUGAGGAGGAUGGAAGUGAAAGCCAUUGUGUCAGUUAUGACAGACACAUAUAGAGGAGGUGCUCGUGAAGUUGUGUCCUCAAUUCUAAAACACGUCAAAGGUCGGCGUAAACGGAGACGUAGACGGCAGGACAAUGAGAACGAUGGGAAUCUGACCUCAACUGCCAUUAACGAGGAGGUGGAUGACCAACAGGCGAUGGACGUAACACCGCUGUCUGAGGACAACCAGGCUGGAGGAGCACUCGUUGAACAUACUUCCAUCACAGCAACUAAUAGAAGCAACAUUUCUGCACCAAUAACAACUGGGAAUUCAGUUAAACGGGACCUGAUCAUUUAUUAUGGCCAUGACAGGCAGACAGGCGAGGACCCUGGACCAGAGAUGGUUGACCAGAUGACACAACCAGGACUGGUGCCACUGAAUGACCAGAGCAAGAAGAAAGAAAACACCAUUCGCCUCAAAGGCAAGAUCAAAUUAGCCCUUAAGAAGAAGUCCAGGAGCAUACUAGAGGGUGUGACACAAAGUAAAUCAGCCCUUAACAAGGUCUACACAGAGACUUAUAUGGUCACUUGUGAUUCUGCCACCGUCAAUAAAGAACAUGAGGUGUGGCAGGCUGAAACCGCACACCUCCAAGACACCUCGGAGGACUCGGUCAUAAAAUGUCAAGAUAUCUUCAAGCAUGAUAAAGAAGAACCCAUCAGAUGUGUGGUGACAAAGGGAGUAGCUGGCAUUGGGAAAACUGUGGCAGUCCAGAAAUUCAUCCUGGACUGGGCAGAUGGGAUAGAGAAUCAACAUCUAGACCUUUUAAUUCUCCUUUCUUUAUGGGAUCUAAAUGUGAUUAAACAUCGGCAAUGCAGCCUGCAUGGACUUCUUCAGGUCUUAUACCCUGUAUUUAAGGACAUAGACAUAAAGCUGUAUGAUGACCUUAAGAUUUUGUUCAUUAUUGAUGGACUGGAUGAGAUCCAUCUGCCACUGGAGUUUCAAAAAAACAUUCCUAUAUCUGAUGUGUUAGAAUCUGCUACCCUGGACGUUAUACUUACAAACCUCAUCACUGGCCGUCUUCUCCCUAAUGCUCUCCUCUGGAUAACCUCUCGUCCAGUAGCUGCCAAUCAGAUCCCUCCAGAGAGUCGUGAUCGAGUGACAGAGAUCAGAGGGUUCAAUGAUUCACAAAAGAAUGUGUACUUCACAAGGAAAAUCAGUGAUCCAUUGAUGGCCAGCCAUAUCAUCUCAGGCCUUAAAUCAACCCGGAGCCUCUACAUCAUGUGCCAUGUACCGUUGUUCUGCUGGAUAGCAGCAACUGUUUUUCAGGAUAUCCUGGGUAAAGUCGGCCCAAAGUCUAGAUCUUUAUCUACAACCCUUACUGAAUUGUACAUCCAUUACCUAGUGAACCAAACAAUUAUCAGUUUUAAGAAGUACGAUUCAACUCAUGAAGAUGGUAAAGAAAAUACUUUGUUUUGCUUCAAAGACGUAAUUUUCAAAUUGGGACAGCUAGCGUAUCAUAACCUGUUAAUUCAAAACGUGCACUUCACAGAACAGGACUUGAAGGACUGUGGUAUUAGUGUCAAGGAUGCUGCUAAAUGCCCUGGCCUAUGUACUGAAGUUGUACAAUUAGAGCAUGGACUGUAUCCCAAGAAACUGUACUGUUUCAUACACCUGAGUGUUCAGGAGUUCUUAGCAGCUCUGUACGCAUUUCAUGAAUUUGAAAACCGCAGGAUUGACUCAGUGAAAGCCUUAAUCAAAAAGAAGAAUGGAAGCACUCCCAUUGAUUUUUUAUAUUUUCUCAAAGGUGCUCUGGACAGUGCAUUAGAUAGUAAAAAUGGACACCUGGACCUUUUCACACGCUUCCUUGUCGGGAUCUCUCACGACUCCAGCCGGAACCUCCUUCAAGGACUUCUGGGAGAGACACUCAGCAGUUCAGAACACAACAAAAAGUUAAUUGGAUACAUCAAGAUAUUGAAAAGAAAGUCCCUCUCCCCAGAGAGAUGCAUCAACCUGAUCCACUGUCUGCUGGAGCUGAAGGACCCCAUACUGCAGAAUGACAACCAGGUACCGUCUUCUGACACGCCGCUAACUCCCUUUCAGUGCUCUUUCUUGGCAUUUAUCUUCAUGUCAGAGAAGCCUGAAGAGUUUGACUUCAGGAAUAAACAAACCUCGGAGGACGGUUUCUACAGACUGGCUCCUGCUUUGCGGUCUUGCUCUACAGCAUUGCUCAACUGUUGUCACAUGACACCACUGCUAUGUGCAACUGUGGCCUCAGUUCUCCGAUCUCCGAAUUCCUGUAUUACAGUCCUGGAUCUGGGCCACAACAACCUGGGCGAUGUAGGGGUGCGACGCCUUUGUGAUGGGCUGUGGAACGCCAACUGCAAGGUGAAAACUCUGAACCUCAGCCACAACAAUGUUGGAGAGCAAGGUGUCAAGGAACUCUGCAAAGUGCUGAUUCGUCCCACCUUGAAGCUUCUGACCUUGGACCUCAGCUGCAAUGACCUUGGGGACUUGGGGUUGGAGUCCCUUGCUUUUGCCCUCUACGAGCGUUGCACGCUGCAGGCACUGAGACUAUCUGGUUGUUUGAUCACAUUGCCUGAGACCGUGUCCUCUGUCCUGGUCAUAGCUUUGAGGUCCGACCCCUUCCAGAUGAAAGAGCUGGAUCUGAGCUACAAUCCCCUCGGGGACAUUGAAUUGGAUUUCCCUUUUCAGCUGAAGCUGAACCUGGAGCACAGAGGAGAGAGCAGGAAUAAGCCAGGUCUGCAGAAAUAUGCAUGUGAACUCACACUAGACCCCAGCACAGCGAACGAUUUCCUCGUUCUGUCUAAGGGGGACAAGAAGGUGACGCGCCAGAGCAAGAAGCAGUGGUAUCCCAUCACCCAAGACAGGUUUGAUAAAUGCAACCAGGUGCUGUGUAAGGAGGGCCUCGACAAGCGUCAUUACCUGGAGGUGGAGUGUCUACACAACGUUCACAUAGGCAUGGCCUACAAGGGAAUCGAGAGGAAAGGAACCGGUGAAAGCGUAACACUAGGAUGCAAUGCCAAUUCUUGGACUUUGUACGCCUCGAAGUAUAAGGGCCAUGCACAGCACAAAGACAUUCUACACAGGUUACAGCUCCCCAAAAUCAAAGCACAAGUGCCCUACAGAGUAGGAGUGUUUCUGGAUUGGCCGGCCGGCACUUUGUCCUUUUACAUGGUCAACCAAUUGGGCACAAUGACCCAUCUGUAUACAUUCCACACCACAUUCACUGAGCCUCUCUAUCUUGGGUUUGGACUGAACUCUCUGACCACAACCGUUCAUCUCUUAUAGUCACAGCCUACCACACAGUCUUACAGACAUGUUUUGCUGUAUCACAUGGUGGAGUGGGAGAGGGGUUUAGACAGUGGUGUAAAGUACUUAAGUAAAAAAUACUUGAAAGUACUACUUAAGAAGUUUUUGGGGGUAUCUGUACUUUACUAUUUAUAGUUUUGACUUGGACUACUUUUAAUUCACUACAUUCCUAAAGAAAAUAUUGUACUUUUUACUCCAUACAUUUUCCCUGACACCCAAGAGUAGUCAUUACACUUUGAAUGCUUAGCAGGACAGGAAAA